AAAUAAAUUAAGUAAUAAUAAUUGCUAAUCGUUGCGAUCGUAAAUCCAAGGAUUUUCGUGUUUAUUUAGUCUGCUAUCGCGUUUGAAUUGCGUCGAACGUGUGUGAUAUCAACACAAGUUUACUCAAAUGGCGGUUGCAAUUAAUAAAGGUAUUUACAUAAUAGCGGCUAAGAGGACGCCUUUCGGCCGGUAUGGAGGGGCGCUGAAGGACACACAUCCUGCAGACCUCUUCGCUGCUGCCGCUAGAGAGGCGCUUAAAGCUGGGAAUGUGCAGCCCGCGUUGGUAGACAGUGUCGUGGUUGGACAAGUGAACUCUAUAAGUGGAUCUGGAGAUGGAGCCCUAGCCGCUCGACAUGGGGCCCUCAAGUCUGGUAUUCCGCAAGAGAAACCGACGCUUGGUGUGAAUAGACUAUGCGGCUCUGGUUUCCAAGCCAUUGUCAAUAGCGCUCAAGAUAUUCUUACAGGAGUGGCUCAAAUAUCUCUAGCAGGUGGAACUGAGAACAUGUCAUCUGUCCCAUUCGUGGUUAGGAACGUACGUUUUGGUACUGCUCUGGGAGCACAGAUAGAAUUUGAAGAUGCGCUGACAAGGUCUUCUUUAGACACAUCCUGCAACUUUACAAUGCCACAAACGGCAGAGAAUCUUGCGGAGAAAUAUAAGCUCAAGCGAGGCGAGGUUGACGAAUUCGCGUUGCAGUCUCAGAAGAGGUGGAAAGCAGCUUUUGACAGUGGAGUAUUUAAAGAGGAAAUGGCUCCCGUUUCUGUGAAAGUAAAGAAGCAAGAGGUGCUAGUGGAGAGAGACGAACAUCCCCGUCCGGACACAACGGCGGAAGGGCUGCACAAGCUUCCGGUGCUCUUCAGGAAAGGAGGCGUGGUCACAGCUGGAAACUCCUCGGGUGUAAACGAUGGAGCAGGAGCUCUCUUACUUGCCAACGAAGACGCAAUAAAACAGCAUCAACUCAAACCUUUAGCCAGACUCGUAGGUUGGUCCUACGUUGGAGUAGACCCUAGCAUUAUGGGUAUUGGGCCUGUCCCAGCUAUCCAAAACUUGCUGGCUGUUACUAAAAUGUCGAUGAAUGAUAUUGAUUUGCUUGAGAUUAACGAAGCGUUCGCUGCGCAAACGCUAGCUUGCGUGAGGGAAAUGAACCUAGACCAAAGCAAGCUGAAUGUGAACGGUGGAGCCAUAGCCAUGGGGCAUCCUGUUGGGGCCUCCGGGGCUCGGAUUACGGCACAUCUUGUUCACGAGCUAAGACGCCGCGGUCUCAAACGAGCGAUUGGCUCAGCCUGCAUUGGUGGUGGACAGGGCAUUGCUCUGCUUGUGGAGUCCGUGUAGAAGAUUUAAUACAGUUACUGCGUUAAAUAAUAGUUUCUAUCAUACUUGGUACUAAUAUCAAAAGAUCAAGCUUUGAUUUAAAAUUAUUGUUGUCAAAAUCUGAAGACUUAAUAUAUACAUAUACAAUAUUUACAUUAUUAUUAAG
Zerene cesonia (dogface butterfly) is the source of this 1475-nucleotide messenger RNA. RefSeq names its product 3-ketoacyl-CoA thiolase, mitochondrial-like. Gene Ontology annotation, biological process: fatty acid beta-oxidation. The coding region runs from base 128 to 1330 and encodes 400 amino acids. The record is from RefSeq and is a predicted model, not a curated record. Gene Ontology annotation, molecular function: acetyl-CoA C-acetyltransferase activity. The transcript has 8 exons. Lineage: Eukaryota; Metazoa; Arthropoda; Insecta; Lepidoptera; Pieridae.